Molecule: messenger RNA, 1065 nt
Organism: Colletotrichum spaethianum
Lineage: Eukaryota; Fungi; Ascomycota; Sordariomycetes; Glomerellales; Glomerellaceae
Product: glutamyl-tRNA(Gln) amidotransferase subunit A
Exons: 3
Coding region: 1-1065 (354 amino acids)
Source: RefSeq, a predicted model, not a curated record
AUGCCUACCCAGCAUGGCUCACCGAUAUACGCACGGGACGCACCAAAGGUCGACGCUGGAUCGAUCAUCGUCUUGCGACAGGCCGGCGCCUUGGUUCUCGGGAAGACGACGACAACCGAGUUCGCUGCGACCGUCCAAGGCCCAAAAACGGUCAACCCGCAUGAUACCAACCGGACACCCGGCGGUUCUUCUUCAGGCUCGGGCGCCGCCGUCGCAGACUUUCAAGCCCCGAUCGGUUUGGGCACCCAGACGGGUGGAAGUACCAUUCGACCCGGGUCUUUCAACGGCAUCUAUGCUCUGAAGCCGACGUGGAACUCGAUCAGCCGAGAGGGCCAGAAGAUCUACUCGUUAAUCUUGGACACACUUGGCUUCUUUGCUCGAAGCGUUGAGGACUUGCAGUUGAUGGCUGAUGUCUUCGAUUUGGCGGACGACGAGCCUCCCAAGACCAACUUCGCCGUCAAGGGCGCCAAAUUCGCUCUUUUAAAGACCAUGGUCUGGCCACAAGCUGGGCCUGGUACGAAGUCGGCCAUUGCGAAGGCAGUGGAGCUGCUCAAAGCGCACGGAGCCGAGGUCGAAGAGAUUGAGUUUGACUCCGACCUCCAAGAUCUUCCCACGUGGCAUGGGACGGUGCUGCACAGCGAUGGAAGACCGGCUUUUCUUCCAGACUAUCGCGCGGCCAAGGACCAGCUCAACGAAUUUUUGAUCUCUCAUGUCGAGAACUCCAACAAGAUCACCAGAGCGGCGCAGCUCGAAGCGUUCGAUAACAUCGCGAUUGCGCGUCCAAAGGUUGACAAGAUGCUCAAGAAGUACGAUGCUGUGCUCGUGCCGAGUGUUGUUGACGAGGCACCGGAGGGUAUCGCAAGCACCGGAAGCGCAGCCUUCAACGGCCUCUGGACGGCGCUUCAUGUUCCCGUCGUCAACAUUCCAGGCUUCAAGGGCCCGAACGGGAUGCCUGUGGGCGUCUCGUUGGUUGCGCCUCGAUACCACGACCGCCACCUUCUGACCGUGUCGAAGGCAGUUGGCGACAUUUUCGAGGCAGAAGGCGGAUGGAAGUCGGGUUUAUAG